Arabidopsis lyrata subsp. lyrata is the source of this 890-nucleotide messenger RNA. RefSeq names its product protein SHI RELATED SEQUENCE 3. Gene Ontology annotation, biological process: positive regulation of DNA-templated transcription. Bases 249 to 875 code for a protein of 208 amino acids. NCBI's taxonomy places the organism in Eukaryota, Viridiplantae, Streptophyta, Magnoliopsida, Brassicales, Brassicaceae. Gene Ontology annotation, cellular component: nucleus. The record is from RefSeq and is a predicted model, not a curated record. Gene Ontology annotation, molecular function: DNA-binding transcription factor activity; DNA binding. The transcript has 2 exons.
CAAAAUUGCAAUUGAACCAUCAUUUAGUAUUGUAAUUUUUGUUUGAGCCACUAAAACUAUAGUUACCAAUUAAAAAAAUUAAAUAAUCGACAACUUUCCAAUUAUUCAUAAAAGAAAGAAAAAAAAAAUAUAAAAAGGAAUUAUUCUCUUUCUGUUUUUGUACAUAAAGAGGAAGCAAACAAAGAGAGCCAAAAUGGUCGACCUCUUGGAAUAAUUAUUUCUACUUAAUUAAUAUAUUCACACAUAUCAUGCUUAUAUAUAUAUAUGUAUAUGAUGAGAAGGUAGAGGUGACGAUGAUGAUGAUGAUAAUGGGAAGAAGGUGUGAAGAUUGUGGUAAUCAAGCAAAGAAAGAGUGUUUGUACAUGAGAUGCAGAACUUGCUGCAAAUCCAAAGCCUUUCAUUGCCAAACUCACAUCAAGAGCACUUGGGUUCCUGCCUAUAGAAGACCUCAUCACAAACACCAAUCGCAAUCGCAACCGCCCUCUACUAGUAACCCAAAACGUAUGAGAGAACAUCAACGACUUUCAAAUUCUUCUCCUUCAUCAUCAGGUGUACAAAUUCGCACUACUCUGGGACAUUUUCCGGCAGAGUUGAGUUCUCUGGCUGAUUUCCGAUGCGUAAAAGUGAGUUCAAUCGACGAUGGAAAGGAGCAAUACGCUUAUCAGACGACGGUGAACAUCGGAGGACAUGUUUUCAGAGGGAUUCUUCACGAUCAAGGACUCGAGGAAGGGAUGAUAGAUCAUCAUUAUAAUAAAAAUAGUAAUAAUCAUCAAGAGUCACUUCAUCCUUCAACAUCUUCAUGUCCCUUGAUGACCACUAGUCCUUUUACCGAUUUCAUGUCCCGUGCCCAAUUUUCUUCGGUCCUAAGAAGAUAGACAAUUUCUAUGGAU